This is a messenger RNA of Mesorhabditis belari, 231 nucleotides long. Lineage: Eukaryota; Metazoa; Nematoda; Chromadorea; Rhabditida; Rhabditidae. The record is from the annotation of a GenBank genome assembly.
AUGACGCGAGCGGCUUCGAAUUUCGACUCCACAAGAACACUCGGACCAAAGGACCGAUUUCCAGGUGAAAAUAUUGAAGUUCGUGAAGGCAUUCGUGAGCACGAUCACCUGAAUUUUACAAAUUCCUUGCAAAGAACUACAUUGGAAAACUCGUCGACGGGAACUUUCACUGUUGUCCUGGUGAAGUCCGGAUCGCAGAAUCCACACCCUCGCUACGUUGUGUCGGCUUUA